Chionomys nivalis (European snow vole) is the source of this 2161-nucleotide messenger RNA. It is a transcript of the gene Slc16a10, whose product is annotated as solute carrier family 16 member 10. Gene Ontology annotation, molecular function: monocarboxylic acid transmembrane transporter activity. Gene Ontology annotation, biological process: transmembrane transport. NCBI's taxonomy places the organism in Eukaryota, Metazoa, Chordata, Mammalia, Rodentia, Cricetidae. The record is from RefSeq and is a predicted model, not a curated record. The coding region runs from base 204 to 1748 and encodes 514 amino acids. The transcript is spliced from 6 exons.
UCUGUCAGGUGUGUGGGGCUGCGGAGUGUCAAGUCCUCCGGCUGCCCUGUACCCGCUCGCCCCCGCUCGCCCGCCUUCGGCUCCAGCGCCCUCACCUCGGCCUCCCUCGUCCGCCCGCCCUGCUCUCGCAGCCUUCGCGAGCCACCCCGGACCUUGCGCCCUCGAGCUCUCCCGGCGCCCGCCCGACGGGGCUGCCUCCGGCCAUGGUACCGUCCCAGGAGGAGCCCGUGGCCGCCGCCACACAGGGGACAAGCGAGGCACAGCCACCGGGGCCCGCGUCCUCGGAGGACGCUCCGCUGCCCGGCCAGGGACCCUCGGACGGCCCCGACGUGUCUUCAGAGAAGGUGGAGGUGGAGCUGACGAGGUCAACGGGCGACGAGCCCCCCGUUCCCCCCGAGGGAGGCUGGGGCUGGCUGGUGAUGCUGGCGGCCAUGUGGUGCAACGGGUCGGUGUUCGGCAUCCAGAACGCCUAUGGGGUGCUCUUCGUGUCCAUGCAGGACACCUUCGGGGGCAAGGACAGUGACAACAUGGCCUUCAAGACAGCGUGGGUGGGCUCGCUGUCCAUGGGCAUGAUCUUCUUCUGCUGCCCCAUAGUCAGUGUCUUCACAGACAUGUUCGGCUGCCGGAAAACAGCCGUCGUGGGUGCUGCCGUGGGAUUCAUCGGCCUCAUGUCCAGUUCUUUCGUAAGCUCCAUCGAGCCUCUGUACCUUACCUACGGAAUCAUAUUUGCCUGCGGCUGCUCCUUUGCUUACCAGCCUUCAUUGGUCAUCUUGGGACACUACUUCAAGAAGCGCCUCGGACUGGUCAACGGCAUCGUCACGGCCGGCAGCAGUGUCUUCACAAUUUUGCUCCCUUUGCUUUUAGGGAACCUGACCAGCAGCGUGGGCCUCUUUUACACUCUGAGAGUCCUCUGCAUCUUCAUGUUUGUGCUCUUCCUGGCUGGCUUUACUUACCGACCUCUUGUUCCCAGCACCAAAGAGAAAGAGAGUGAGGGCAGCAGGCUCUCCUUCUUUUCCCGGAGAAAGUUUAGUCCUCCAAAGAAAUUUUUCAAUUUUGCCAUCUUCAAGGUGACAGCUUAUGCAGUGUGGGCCGCCGGAAUUCCACUUGCACUCUUUGGAUACUUUGUGCCUUAUGUCCACUUGAUGAACCAUGUAAAGGAAAGAUUCCAGGACGAGAAGAACAAGGAGGUGCUUUUCAUGUGCAUUGGCAUCACUUCUGGAGUUGGACGCCUUCUCUUUGGCCGCAUUGCAGACUAUGUGCCCGGACUGAAGAAGGUUUACCUGCAGGUGCUCUCCUUUUUCUUCAUUGGUCUGAUGUCCAUGAUGAUUCCGCUGUGCAGCGUCUUUGGGGCCCUCAUUGCUGUCUGCCUCGUCAUGGGCCUCUUCGAUGGAUGUUUCAUUUCUAUCAUGGCUCCCAUUGCCUUUGAACUAGUUGGUCCUCAGGAUGCUUCCCAAGCCAUUGGAUUUCUUCUUGGAUUCAUGUCUAUACCCAUGACUGUGGGUCCUCCAGUUGCAGGGUUACUUCAUGACAAGCUGGGCUCCUAUAAUGUGGCCUUUUAUCUUGCUGGAAUCCCUCCCUUUGUUGGAGGCAUUGUGCUCUGUUUAAUCCCAUGGAUCCAUAGUAAGAAGCAGAGAGAGAUGAGUAGAAGCCCUGGAGGGGAGAAGAUGGAGAAGAUGCUGGAGAACCAGAACUCUCUGCUGUCAAGCUCCUCCAGGAUCUUCAAAAAACAAUCAGACUCUAUUAUUUAAUGUCAGAUAUACCUCCACCUGACUGGAUUUGCUUUUGAAGUUUUCCUUUUAUAUGAAUUGCAAAUUUCCUAUUUUUUUAAUCAUCCUUGGAAUAGCACAAAUGGGAAAUGGAGCCUUUAUCUCCACAGGAGCCAUUUUCUCGCCCCAAACAGCUUUGGUACUCCCAGGAACUGGGAAGAGACUGUUACAGCAUCGUAUCUGGAAGCUGAACUCGAGAACUCAAAGCUGUCUUAGUAGCAGGCAGCCGUGACGCCAUGGAUACACACAGUGGACUUCGAGCUACGUGAAAGGGUAGCAGUUUGGUUCAUACCGGAAGUAUUUUGUUGGUUGCUUCAUUUGGUGUUUUAGUUUCUUCUGCAUUUUGUAACUUUUUGCAAAAUUUAAGCCUGGAUCCUAGAUAAUAACCUAAACCU